AUGCUGAUGGAGAAUGGUGCGAGUCCUGAAACGGUUGAUAUCAUCUUUGGUCUGCCAGCUAUUUGUCACGCUGUCGAAAUGCCCAGUACCCCAGUGGUGCAAGCUCUUCUCAGCCGAGCCGUCAACACAAACGUCCGCAUGCUCUCGGGCCAAACUCUUCUCACAUACUCCAUCGAUGUCAACCGUCAGAACACUGUCGAAGCACUGCUGGCACAAGGUGUUGAUGUCAAUGAGGUCGAUGGACUGAACAGAACGCCUCUGAAAUUAGCUCUAAUGAGACUUGACUAUAACCUAACGGCGAAGUUGAUGGAUUACGGUGCUGAUCCAGCAGCCAAAGAGAAUCAAGAAGCUUUCAACUUCAUCAAGGCUGUGGGCAGAAAGGAUUUACAGGAACUUCUUCAACCAAGGCAGGUUGAGGCAGGUCCCUCAGCUCCAGCUGUCCGGCAUGAGAUCGAGCUGCCCACGUCUGAGGCUCCACCGCCUUCGUAUGAACUUGUGGCCGGAAAGGUCUGA
This is a messenger RNA of Fusarium verticillioides 7600, 513 nucleotides long. RefSeq lists its product as hypothetical. Lineage: Eukaryota; Fungi; Ascomycota; Sordariomycetes; Hypocreales; Nectriaceae. Gene Ontology annotation, molecular function: protein binding. The coding region runs from base 1 to 513 and encodes 170 amino acids. The record is from RefSeq and is a predicted model, not a curated record. The transcript has a single exon.